Gadus chalcogrammus (walleye pollock) is the source of this 6142-nucleotide messenger RNA. Its product is annotated as RNA-binding protein MEX3B-like. The transcript is spliced from 5 exons. Gene Ontology annotation, molecular function: RNA binding. The record is from RefSeq and is a predicted model, not a curated record. Lineage: Eukaryota; Metazoa; Chordata; Actinopteri; Gadiformes; Gadidae. Bases 193 to 2277 code for a protein of 694 amino acids.
CGGGAUUUGGGCAAUGUAGUCAAAAGAAGGAGGGAGGAGGUCUGCUCUGCACGAAGGGCUGGCAAGACAAAACAAAAGCCAUAUAUAUACGACGGUAGUAGCAGUUUUAUGGAAAACCGUGUGAAGUCGCUUCCAUUUUCGAUUUAACUAUAAUAUUAUUUAUUUUCCCAAAUCGCUUUAAAGUGCAACACUAUGCCUAGUAGCACGGCUUUGUUGGAAACGGAAGAGGGAGAGUCGGAGGUCCCGCCACCGCUAGUCCAUGCUUUCGCCGGCAUAGGCCUCGGCAACCAGGGCACGCAUAGCCAGACACCCGAACAAGCCGGUGACAGCUUUCCUCACUAUAGCUUUCUCGGUGCAGUUCUAGACCUGAAGCCCCUAUCGAAUCAUCAAUCGAUUGAGGAAAAAAAUGGUGCAGUAGCGACCGAUGAAGAGUCAGAAGUUGCAGUCAACAAUGGGAAGGGUAACCUAAAUGGGAGUGCUAGCACGCUGCUAGCACAGGCCCACAACCACCACGUAUUCCUGGGGCCAGGAGGAGAGUCUGUCAUGCCGUCUGGGAUUGAACCACCACCGCCCGAAACUAUCUUGUUGUACAACAACGAUGACCUGGAUGACGCGGGCGGCCUACAUUCGUCCAACGGGAUGAUACUUUUGCCGUCGGAAAUGUAUGGUGGAGAAUCAAGUUAUGAAAUGGAGCAGUCUUUGUUGAUGAGGAGAAAAAGCGUCAACACAACUGAGUGUGUGGCCGUGCCGAGCUCCGAACACGUCGCAGAGAUCGUUGGCAGACAAGGCUGUAAGAUCAAAGCCCUCCGGGCCAAAACCAACACCUACAUCAAAACACCCGUGAGGGGCGACCAGCCUGUCUUUGUUGUCACUGGGCGCAAGGAAGAUGUUGCCAUGGCUAAGAGAGAGAUCUUGUCUGCGGCAGAGCACUUCUCUCUCAUCAGAGCCUCUCGGAACAAGACGGGCCCCCUCUCAGUCGUGGCUGGCCCCGGGCUCCCAGGGGCCCCCACCCUCCCCGGCCAAACCACAAUUCAGGUUCGGGUCCCAUAUCGGGUCGUGGGGCUGGUAGUGGGUCCAAAAGGGGCAACCAUCAAACGCAUUCAACAGCAGACCCACACCUACAUCGUGACGCCGAGCCGGGACAAGGAGCCUGUGUUCGAGGUCACCGGCAUGCCGGAGAAUGUGGACCGGGCGCGGGAGGAGAUCGAGGCGCACAUUGCCCUGCGGACCGGCACCUGUGGCGGCAUGGAGCUCCCCGGCGUCGAUGACAACGACUUCCACUUCAACGGCACCGACGUCAGCUUCGAGGGGCUCUCGGCUGCGGCCGCCGCUGCGGGCAUGGGCCAUGCAGCGUGGCUUCAGUCGAAUGCCGCAGCCUCGGCCGCAGGUGGCCUGCCCGCUAUGGGCGUGACCGGUGGCGGCGGUGGCACUCCGCAAGUCAACGGCAACUUCAGCGGCGGCGUCAAGAUGUCUUCCACCUAUCGCAACGACAGCUCCAGCUCCCUAGGGAGUGGCUCAAGCUCGGCCGAUUCCUUCUACGGCAACGGGAACCUGAACCGCAUGGCUGACUUUAGCCCCACCUGCUCGGUCAACGCAAACAACAACAACAACAACGGCGGCGGUGUUGGUGGUGGUGGUGGCGGCGGCGCAGGGGCGAGUUUCUGGUUUGGCGAUGCUGCGCAGCCACUCGGGUCCGAAGAGAUGGGUGGCAUUGGAGUGGGGGGCCCCGCCUCAGGAUUUGAUCCCCUUACCAUCUCUACUGCCCCGGGCUCCACCCCUCUCCCCCAGCCCCCUGUAUGGAGCUCCUAUGUGGAACAUCAGGCCCAUGAGGCUGGCAAAACUCAGACCAGUCACCCGGGCACCCCGCGCCUCUCGCCCACCUUCCUCUGCACAGACGCCCUGGAGCACCCGCAGGCGCAGCGAGUCCAGCGGGCCUCCCUGGGCACCACCGGAGCCCCUGAGUCCCACCGCUUCUCGGGCUACGGCCCCGCCUUCUCCUCUUCCAGCGAGAGCACGGCGUCCGCGUCCUCGUCUUCGCCCCCCGACUCGUCCUUGCCCUUCAGGGCGGCGGCGGCGGCGGCGGCGGCGGCGGCGGCAGGGCGAGGCGUGGAGACCUGCAUCCACUGCAUGGAGAGUCAGGUAGUGGCGGCCCUGGUGCCGUGCGGCCACAACCUGUUCUGCAUGGAGUGUGCCACGCGGAUAUGCCACGGCCCAGACGCAGUGUGCCCGGUGUGCUUUUACCCGGUCACACAGGCCAUCCAGCUCCGCAACAUGUGAUUCCUACCACUCGCCAGCCCUCUCUUACCCCCCCCCCCCCCCCCCCGGCCCCCCAUCUGUUGUGAGGAUCGCCCGUGAUGUGUGGCCAACGACUGUGGUUCCCCCUCCCCCCGCCUCCCUCCCUACCACUUCUAGGCCAAAAUUGCAACGGGAGUCUGUGGAGGAGGGGGGUCUCACGAAACGGGCCGAGCACUGGGGACUAGGCGCAGGAAUUGAGCGGGAGGGGUUUGUCCCAGAGCGCAGGGGGAAACCACAGGGUAGAGGUACGAGCAUCUUUUUAUUUCAAUGGAAAGGUUGGGUAUGGGGGGGCCAUCCUGUACAGGAGCCCGUUAUUGUGAAGUCUUCUUCCUAGAUUGAAUAUCGAUAAGUGGAGGGGUUAAGACCCUCCAAGUAGCAUUGGGUGGAAUGUUUUUUUAAUUAAUAUUGUUAAUGUAUAUAUAUAUUUUUUUUAUUUUCCCCGAAUACAUGGAAUGAAUUUAUUGGACUUGAGAUCAAACUUUGAGUUCUAAGAGUUCAGGUUGUCCUCUAGGUGAAGAACCAAGUUUGUAAAAGCAGUUUGGAUUUUGUCAUCCGUACAUCUCAUACGUUUUGCCUUUUUUUAUUUUUAUUUUUUCUUUAUUUUUUUUGCUGCCAUUGUUUUUAAUGUGUCUUGCGUUGCCCCUCAUCCAUUGUCCUUUUGGUAUUGACCUCAAAGAGGAAGUAUAGGGAAGUGUUUACAUAGUCUUGACCAAAAAUAACUUGAUGUCAACCUAUACAAAUUUUGCAUUCAAGAUCAAAAGAUUAUCACAUGUUGGAAUCUGAGCCUAAACCGAUGGUAGCAUUAGCUGUAAAGAUGCGCAAGUAUCUAAUGCUCCUUGCAACAAACUAAUGAGUGUUAAAAUUGUUCAUUGGAUAAGUGAGCAUAAUGUAUUCCAGAAUGACCACCGAAGCAAUGCCAAUAUGUAAAAGUCCCCUUUUUAACCUGAUGCCAAAGUGGCUUAAAACCUACGAACAUCACUCCAAACUGAAAGUUCAGAUGGGCAUCCCUCUUUUCCUCCUACAACCAAAGGUAUGGGGUGAGGUUGUUAACUGCUUCCUAUCGGGAGUACCCUUGUGUUUGACUCUCGUUCACUUCCGCCAUGUUGCUUUCCAUGGCUUCCUUAAGCCUACAUGUCUGUUUACACGUUACUCGUGCCUGAUUGCGUUGAGAUAAAAAGAGAAACUUUAACUGGUUCUCUGGAAACACGACGGCAAUAUAUUUUUAACUAAUUUGUGGCCUUUUUUAUGGGAAGCCUGCGAGUAGCGCCACAACAGCUCCGUAGUCAGACCUCAGCUGAACAGCACCCUGAACACGCAUGACAGGAGUCUUAUUCUAACAUUUUAAUUCUUUAACACAUUUCUGCAAACCUUUUUUUUUUUUUUCAUUAUUGAAAGCACAGAUUUGUUUCGCUUAGUUCUUACAAACAUUUAUUUUGAAUGUUUACACACUCCUCCCUCUCCCAAGAGCCAUUUAAAAAAAUAUAUAGUUCUUGCCACCCUAUUAUGGCCACACAUUUUAUUUUCUUAAGUACGCUUCUGCCACCAUCAUACAUGUUAACAUUCCAUAUUGCCUGGAUUGCGGCCAUUUUAAUAAGUUUAUCCUGAAUAUUGAAUGAUUUCCGUGUAAACAUCCCACUCCUAAUGAUCAGGGGGCGGAUGUUCUGCACACAUUAGAGUGAGUGCGGAGGGGCCAUGACACGCAUCUCUUUGUGCUAUGCUGUUUGGUAGCUGGCAGUUUGGCAGAAUCAAGAGCAUCAAGUUCAGUUCAAUCUUGUUGGGAAGUUAUCCAAAUGGUGGUCAUUGUUUUUAACCAGGGCCAUAACAGGCCUAGGCCAAGAAGACGCCGCUAUGUUUUCACUUAAGUUACAUGAUUGCAAGUCGUUUGGCGUACUUCAUCAGUAUACUUUAUCAUCAGGGUACCUCAGGAGCACCUGAGUAAACGCCUAGUGCAUGUUGGGUAAAUCAAACACUUCUUGAUUCCUUGAAUUGGGCUUCAACUUUCCAGGCAGUCAUUUAUUUUAUUUCAAACCCAAUACAAUUAUGUUCAUCCCGUUAUCAUUAUCAUCAGUUCACACUUAAGACAGCUUUACACAUUUUGAACUGACAUUUAUCCUCGUGAUUCGACGUAGUGUAUUGUUAGUCACAUUUUCUUUGUACUGCAUUGUGCACCCAAACGGCACACUUAACAUUUUUAUGCUUCUUCUUAAUUUGCGGCCGCACUACCACCUUGUCUUUUCUACGAGUUGCCGCAAAAUGAACUUGGGUUGUAGCAUCAUCCCAAAGUGGGGUGAUAAAACGCCCACGAUGUACAUUAAGACCAGGAAAGGAGACCCCGAUCCAGUUUGUCACUACACAUUGUAACGUCGUUGCUGUGGAAGGCUAACGAGACUUUACUCCAGCAGUAGUGGAGUGUGUGGGAUAGUAUUUGGACGUAAUUUAAUUGCUUUUUUUUUUUGCUUAGAUGUCUUGUAGAACAUCCAAGUGUUAUCAAUAAUGAGCCGCAACAGUGCAAAAAAGCACCCAUUUGCCUUUUUUUUAUUUUAUUUUUUCUUGAAACAACCGAGGUUAAUCAAAAUGCUCUCUGCCUCUAUUCCAUUUAGUGAGGCCUUCUGUCCGUCCAUUAUAGAGGCACAGCUUCGCGGGCUAGGGAUGCCCUCUCUCUUCCGAUGGAAUGCAAUAUAACCGCUUGCUUGACAUAAUCUCUGAGUGAUGCUUUGUUUUUUCUCCAUAUGGCUUCUACUUUUAUUGCUGUUUAAUGACUGAUAGAGAAUUUAUUUUUUAUUUUGUUACAUUUCAUAUAGACAAAUAUAAAUAUAUAUAUAUAUAGAUGUAUAUUAAAAUGUUUACAGAUAGUUUUUCUGUUUUUGUUACUUUAAUCGAUGACUAGCAGUGAUGAGUUGAAAAUCAGUGCAGGAGGCUGCCAUUCUAUUUGCUUGUAGUCUAUUUUCCCUCUUUUUUUUUUGUUGACAGUAUUGAUGAUGAUAAUAAUAGUAUUGGUAGAUGCAGGUUGUUUGAGUGGAAAUGGAAUGUGCAACACAAGCAUGUUUUUAUCAUGAACCGCCAAUGUAAACGUCACACUGCAACUGUUUGUAUAGAGGCCACGGUUCCUAGGCCUCUCGUCUAUACGCCACCAAAUUUAAGAAAGGUAUAUUGUACAAUUUAUGUUAGAGAUAUAUCUAUAUAUGGAUAUAUAUAAUAAUUGAGCUGUACCAACGGUUUAAACGGUUUUUGCUAAGUUUACUACAUCUUUUAUGUAUAUAAGUAGGGGGAGUCUUAUGGCAUAUAAAUUCUUCAAAUUAAGUCGGGAGUUUAAAAGCAGACUAUAUUUUAUAAUGGCCUCUUAAGUUAUUUUGGCCAAAGCACUGAUAUUAUAUAUUUGCUGUAAAGAGAAUUUGAGAGUUUUAUUUUUCUGAUAUUAUAGUUACCUAAUAAAGACGGUUUCAUUUAAAGCCAUCUCAGAAUAUGUAUGUUGUUGUGAUUUAUACAUUGAAAAUGAUCACCCCAUCUUGCAAAAUAUGCAACCAAUUAAAUGUAUAAUUCAGGUUAUUACAACUGCAAAUAAAGCCGGAACCAGUGUGACCACUACCAUCACAGGUGGUCUAACAUUCAGCCAUAGUUUUAGCAGUUUUUUUGCCAAUUUUUUCAAUAAAUUAGAUCUAUUAAGACCACUUGGCAAGUUGUACAGUAUCUCCCCCUCUCCACAUGGGUUUUGAAUCCAUGUAAUGCAUUUUGUCCCAAGUUCAGUUUAAAUGUGACAUUUGGGGUCAAUUCAUUUUUAUUUAGAGUGUUUGUGUUGCAGAAUUGCAAUACAAAGUAGUUUAAAAGGUGAAAUGAGAAAAAAGUUAAA